Messenger RNA from Penicillium cosmopolitanum, 969 nucleotides. RefSeq names its product MIND complex subunit MTW1. The record is from RefSeq and is a predicted model, not a curated record. Gene Ontology annotation, biological process: mitotic sister chromatid segregation; kinetochore assembly; protein localization to kinetochore. The coding region runs from base 1 to 969 and encodes 322 amino acids. NCBI's taxonomy places the organism in Eukaryota, Fungi, Ascomycota, Eurotiomycetes, Eurotiales, Aspergillaceae. The transcript has 3 exons. Gene Ontology annotation, cellular component: nucleus; chromosome, centromeric region.
AUGAACGAUGCGGCGACCUCUUUGCUCACUGAGCAUUUCAGCUACACCCCCUUGUCUCUCAUAGACGAUAUUAUCAACUCAAUCAACAAUCUGAUUUACCAGGCGAUCUCCAGUCUCGAAUCGGGUCUCAUUGACACUCCUCCAGAGCGGCUGGGGUUUGCCCACGACCGUAACGGGACGGUCAUUCAUGAGACCGACGAGGAUGGAAACAUCCUCUACCCGGAAGCCAAACUUGAGAUCGAGAAUGGGUUGCACCAGUUGGAGACGCUUCUUGAAGCCAAUGUCGACAAGGCAUUUGAUAAGCUUGAGAUCUACGUGCUGAGAAACAUCUUCACCGUCCCCGAGGACCUGCUCUCGUGGGUGAAGCUCAAACAUUACGAGGUAUGCGACAAUGAGUUGGGAACGGUGAAUUCCCUCGGAAACCUGCGCAAGAAACUCCUCGAAACGAAGAAACUCAACCGGGCCUUGCAAGACGAAUGUGCGCGAAAUGACGCUGUCAUCUCCCAGCUGAAAUCAAUAGUUUCCACUGUCGAUGGCUCCAAGACCGAUAGCGGCGAAACAGCCAAGGAAUCCAACCAGCUCGAUCUAUCUUUCCUGACAGCCAGCCCGGCAGCACGCCAGCUCCGCGUGGGCGUUGAUGCUGGAUCGAAGGCGAAGUAUGCCCCGCUUACAACCAACACCGCUUUCAUUUUGUCCCAACUCCCUGCGUUGCAGUCGACACUCACCCAGCUUCGACCGAAGCUGGCUGCCUUGCCAGGUUCUCUCAAGCCAAUGGAGACCAGGACAAUGCACGACGAACGAAAGGAAUACAUUGAAAGCCGAAUCAGACUGCACCUUGAACGAGCUGGGCAGCUGGCUAUCAGUGAUGAUGGAGGACCUGUUGUCGCAGGUCGCCGAAUUGAUAUCUCCGAAGCCCAUGCCCUCGAAAAUGUCGCGAGCAUGCUGGCACGGGACAACAAAUCUGCAUAG